AUGCAUUUCCUCCUCCUGGGCGCCACUGGCCGCACCGGCAAGCAUGUCGUAUCAGAACUUCUCUCCCAAGGCCACACGGCAGUCGCGCUCGUCCGCACUCCCGGUACUCUCUCUCCUCAUCCCGGUCUCACGCUCGUUACCGGCUCGCCGCUGUCAAAAGCGGACAUCAGGAAAACCCUCACCGCCGCACCGUCCCUGACACCCUCAGCUGCCAUCUUCACACUCAACUGUGCGCGCAAGACGGACAGCCCCUUCGCACAGCCCGUCUCGCCUCCCCGCCUGCUGGCUGACUCGUGCGCCAACGUCUGCGAGGUGCUGGAGCAGGCCGGCAUCCACCGCAUCGUCGUCCUGUCCACGGCCGGCGUCGGCGACUCGUGGGCGCCCAUGCCGUGGGUCUCCAAGGCCUUCAUGGGGUGGACCAACAUCAAGUACGCGCUCGAGGACCACAGCCUGCUGGACCAGGAGAUCCGCUCUACCAACCUCGACUGGACGCUCGUGCGCGGCUCCAGGCUGGAAUUCGACGACCCCAAGAAGGCGACCGAGGCAAAGGAUGUUGAAACGCUGGGCAGCUCCGGCGCGGGGCUGCGCAUGACGGAUAGCGUGAGCGUUGCCAGCGCCGCGCGGUUCCUGGUCAAGUGCGCGGUUGAGGGACUGUUUGUUAAACAGGCUGUUGUUAUCAGGGAUUAG
This is a messenger RNA of Thyridium curvatum, 687 nucleotides long. RefSeq lists its product as uncharacterized. NCBI's taxonomy places the organism in Eukaryota, Fungi, Ascomycota, Sordariomycetes, Thyridiales, Thyridiaceae. The transcript has a single exon. The record is from RefSeq and is a predicted model, not a curated record. Bases 1 to 687 code for a protein of 228 amino acids.